GAAAGCGUUUGGUGCUUGUCCACGGAAAAUGCGGCAUCUGCAAGUGAUAAUUAAGUGCAGCUAACCCAAAACGCAAGGAUAUUACACUGCUGGCAAUUAAUCGAACUUGAAGUUUUCGCUGCUUAUCAAAGUGUUCAAAGAGAGGUUGAAAAAAUUAUUUUUUGUGUAAAUUAAAAAAAAAAACAAAGAUAGAAUAAAAUUUCGAAGAAAAAAUUAAUUUCACGAACAAGAAAUAUAAACAAAUAAUUUGUGUGAAUAACGGCACAUACAUUGAUAGAAAACCCGAAACGGGGAAAAUGGUUUUUUUCUAAACAAAAAAAUGUUUUAUCAUAAUUGAAUUGAAGGCAAAACUACAAAAAACACAAGAAAAUAAAAUAAAAAGCAAUAAUCCAAGUGACUAACUAGUUUGUUGACGUACAGAAAAAUAAAUAACUCGCUGUACUUAUUUACAAAUUUCUGUUUUCUUCGUUAUCCUUGCCGCCGCGCAUACGAGUACUCGCCCGUCACAGCGCGGAAACUAGCCAACUACGUCGACUACGGCCGCCUAGCUUAUGCUAAGCACAUUUCGAGAAAAAUUCUCAAUAGCAAACUAAAAGAAAAAACUAAAAGAUAAAAUUAAAUAAACACAAGAAAAAACAAAAAAAUUAUAUGCAACGAUAAACUUGAAGCGAAAGACAAAUUCCAAAGUGUACUCUGUGGAUGCUGUUUUCCUAUGAAAGCAACAGAAAAACAAGAGCAAAAAUUUGAUACAGCUUUGAAAUACACAAGCAGAGGCACUACGGCCAACAGAGCAACAGAAUUUGCUUAGUUACGCGAUUUAGCAGCCAUUCGUCAUUAAAUGUAGCAGUUAAUAAAUUUUGUUGGUGUGAACAACAUACAUACAUAUAUGGAUUUAUAAGCCAACGUCUCCUAAAUGAUGUUCGAAUAGGUAUCUGCUUAUGGAAAAAAAUCAAUAAAAAGAUUUUUCAUUAUUUUCUACGUGCUAAGUGGACCCAAAUCAAAUACAGCAACGAGGAAUUGACACAAAAGUUACACAAAAUAAUACAUAAAUUAAUAUUUUAGUAGAAAGGCGAGAAAUCUACUCCGAAUUGUGGUGGUAGAAUUUUAAAAUCAGCUAACAACACAACCACAAACGGGAACACGCAAAGUCGCAACCCAACGGAAAUUUUGUGUACGGUUCAUACGAACUGAGUUAAAGGUUUUGUAAGCGAGGUCGACCACUCGCUACCGCAGCAACGAUGCGUUUGUACGUGUUGUGGCUGCUGACAGCUGCCGCGCUGCUAACGGCAACCACUCGAGCGGCGCACGUGCGAGAAGCGAGCAGUGGCAGCUUGGUUAGCAACUAUGCAAAUGAUCCGCGACCUGAUGCUGUGAACGAGGAAACAAGUGACAUUUUGGGCACUGGUGGUGCCUACGAAUUUCGUUUACCACAACCGCAGCUAAACAAACAGCAACAGCAUCAACAUCAACAUAAAACAAAGCGGCCCAACACUACCGCCACUUAUGUAACCACAACAAAAACGAGCAGCACCAGCAGCAGUAGCAGCACUAGUAGUACUAGCAGCAGUAGCGGUGGCAGCGGUAUUGCCAAUCACAUUUCAACAAAAGGGACUACCACACGCCCGGCCGGCUCCACUACCGCCAUAAGUGGCAACAAAGCUGCCAAUGUCACUUCCUCUGUCACGAGGCCUGCAUCAACCACUCAACAGUCGGUCUUUGCUUAUAAUGUAUCGAUGACACCACAGCAGCCGCCAAUCCAUACAGCAGCGCCAGAUGUUGCUAAUGACGAAACGGCAGUGACCUUCAGUUCUGAGAAGGAUGGUGAUUCAUCAAAGAAAAUUAUCGGCUCCAGCGUGGUAACCUCCGUUUCGGUAAUACUCAAUGGUGAUGAGCCAGAAUUCACUGAUGCCCUUGGCCACAAAGUGCCGAAGCCGCAGCCAUCUCUUCAAGUAGCCAGCCCCAUCGAUCUUCUCAACCCUGAUCGCUAUGAAUUCUACACAUUCGAUGAGAAUGGUGAGCUGGUGAAACGCCUAAUGACAAUGGAAGAAAUACAGAGUAUUGUGGCAAACGGAGAUGGUGAAAACUCAUCCAUUAUACAGCAUGUGCCCAUAGAUGAUCGUGAACCGGAAAAGAAUGUCCAAGACAUAGUUGAUAGUGUGCAGAAUGUUUUGAAUAAGGAAGUGGAAUCGAACAAGAAUAUAUCUAAAGAUGCAUUGCCUAUUUUGGAUACACCCGAUGUGUCCUCAUCGUGGUCAAUGAUUUUACCGGCGAUUUUUGGUAAUGGCGGCGGCAGUGAUAUUUUCCCACAACAGAAACCCCAACAAAUCGUCAUGACACCAGACUCAGAACUGCUUGAGACCUCAACGAGUGUAGUGUCCAACACGCAUGUGACGAAACGUCCGAAGCCGAACAAACGUAAGCCAGGUCAAAAACGUAAGCCAACUACACCGGCGCCCACCACUACAUCCACAGCAAUCACACCACAAGUUGUGCAAGAGGAAUUAGAUCCUCAUGACUCUGUCUAUACCGGAAUGCAACAGUAUCAAAAUGUGGCUGCAAAUAUGCAACACUUUGACGGCUUCUCGCAGCUUCAAAUGCAACCUAUCUAUCACAAGCUACCCGAAUAUACACAAAUGGACACCACCACACGACGUGUUUUCGUCAACAAUCAAGAAAUAAUACAAAGUGUAGCUACAAUACGUCCCAUAGUGGCAGAAGAUAAGGUCGAAUUGGAUGAAAGCUAUGGCAAGAGACCACCUGUGGUCGUGCACAAGCGUCCAGUGGCACCGCAUCGUCAUAAGACGCCGAACGGCGGUGAUGGUUCAAGUACGACCAAGAAGCCAGCAGGUGCGCACAAUAAGCAGAAGAUAAAGAAGAAGCCGUCUACAACGACAACAACAACAACAACACCGGUACCGACCACCACCUCAACUACGACAACAACCACGACACCUGAGCCGACCACCACAACAUCUACCACUACAACAACUACAACUACCACAACAACUACAACUACACCAGCACCUACCACAACAACAACCACUACAACUACACCAGCGCCCACAACUACGACACCUGCACCCACUACAACAACCACGACCACACAGAAGCCAACCGCACCUAAAAAGAAAAAGAAGAAGCCGACACGUCAGCCUGCACCAGGCACUGGCAAACCACAUCCAGCUGGUGAGAAACGUAAACCAGCUACUGGCAAGCCACGCCCUACUAGUGUUACCCAGCACAACGCACACAAGCACCAACAAGCCGGCAAUGGAGAGCAUACUGGCGACAAGCAUCAUCCAGCCGCCGACGUGCCCGAGCCCGCACCCACGACCAUCGAGCCAACGAUCAGUAAACACAAUAACACGCUGAGCCACAAACCGAAUAGAACGCGUCCACGUCCACACAAAAAACCAAUUCCCUCAACUACUACCACUACAACCACCACACCAGUACCAACAACAACCACAACUUCAACUACUACUACAACAACUACGACUACUCCAGCGCCCACUACCACUACAACGACUACAACAACAGAAGCACCUACCACCACUACAAGUACAGAAAAUACAUUGGUCGUAGAACAUUUCCCAGGUUAUCAUCCAAUACACGUCAAACCUUCACAUGCCAAUAAGCGUCCUGGUGUAUCCGUUUAUCCAGUGCCCGACUACAAACCCGAAACGCUUGAAGCGCAAGAGGCCGCUGUUGAGUCUGACACUGCUGAUUAUGGGCAAUUCAAGCGCAAACCUUUACCAUCACUUGCACAAAUUCAGCAGCAGCACCACAAACCGGCUGACAAACCAAUAUUAUUAGAAGAUCAAAAUACAAUGUCUUCAUUCGAUCAAAUUAUGGAGUCUCUUAAAGAGGAGCUGACGCAAAAGACGGAAACAGAUAUAAAUGAGUCAAGCGCUUCCGAAUCGCGACCUGUGACGGACAUACCUUUGGAGGCACCAAUAACUGAAGCACCAUUAUUCGCGUCCGCCGAUAGUAGCUCAGUCCCACAUUCAGGCGCAAACGUAGAGCAAGCAGAAAACAUAACAAUACACCCGCAAUUCGCCAAUACAAUGAGGCCACUAACCGUGGUGGCAACAGCUGAAGAGGCAACGAAGAAAACUACUACACAGGCUAUAUUAGAUCAAGAUGCAAGUCAAGAGCAGAUCGAACAGGAGAUAUCAGAUAGCACAAAUAUUUCAGAGUAUUCAAUCGAAGAAAAAGAACCUGUUGAAAGUGAACCAGGUACAGUGGGCAAUCUUGAAAACCAGGAAACUGAUAAGAAUGGUGGAGAUUUGUCACAUGUAGUUAAAUUUGAACCACUUUACGCUGAUGUUCAGGAACCAAUUGUUACGGAAGUAACAACAGUUUCGUCCCUCGUUGAAGAUGACACAACUGUAGUGGAAGUGAUCGAUGAAGUGGACGUGCAAACGGUACAUUCUAGUACGCCAUUGGCAGGAGGCAGUAGCACUGAAUACCACGCACCACCAAUAAUGCAUUCGCCAGUUACACAGAAGGUUGCGGGUAUGAUUGCAGAAGAUAGUUUAUCUACAGAACCGCCGCCACAGGUAGCGGAUCUAAAGCCACACUUGAACAUGGAUGUACUUAAACCGAUGGAUCAAAUAAACAUGUCUGACUUCCAAACGCAGGCGGCCACAGUGGCUUCGACGCUGGUGGAUGGCACAAACACAGUUGCUUCCGAUCCACUUAUGAACACCAAUGAAACGCGCAGUGAAAUUGAUUUUCUGAUGUCCGAUGUUAUACAACAAAUGACUGGGCAAAAAAUUGAUUCAGAUCGGCCUGAUCCCAUAGAAGAUGGCAACCGAUUAACGAACUUUGCGCAAUUAAACUCAUCCUUCUUGCUAAAACCAUCUCAGUCAGCGAUGGAACAAAGUAAUGUAGACGACAGUUUACCGGUUUAUGGAGGCAUAACAAUUACUAGUAGUGCAACAAUUCCAUCCCCUGCUAAAGUGUCUGCGGAAGUGGCCAGUGUAAAACCGAUGUUGGUACCAACAACAGAACCACUCAGCCAAGCAGAAUAUGAACAGACAACUGAGAUCGACACUACAACAGAAUAUACUGAGACAUAUACUUCACAAGAAGAUGUUAAAAUAGAGGCGGAGAAAACGGAUGACAAACUAGAUAGUACAGAAAACCUCGAGAAGGAACACAAGGCUGAACUAUCAAUGGAAAACACAGAAAAAGAGGAGACUGAGCAUACGCCUGAAAUACAACAAGAAAUACUCGAUAAGAAUGAAGCGAAAUAUAGUGACCAAACACAACUCGAUGCUUCCGAGAAAUACGAAGUAGAACAUAACGUCCCAACACAAGCGAACAGUAUCGAAAAGGAAGAAAUGGGACAUAACACGCAAAAGCAAGACAUAGUGGAACAUAAAACUGAGCUUCAACCGGAGAGUUCCGAAAAAUACAAAGUGGUAGAUAAGCCUUUAAUACAAAUUGUUAGUCCAGAAGAAGACAAAGUUGUGGCGCCUAUAUCGGAAGGAGUUGCGCAAGAAACCACUACAGUGGAAGUUCUAAUACCGUCUUUGUCACAUAUUUAUGAAUCACAACAACAAGAAUUCGAAGAUAAAGAAGCCUUAUAUAGUGCAGAGAAGGGAAAAGAGCCUACCCAAUCCGACGUAACUCAAACACAACAAAGUAAUAUAUCUUCGGAGCCACUUAAUGAAUCAGAGACUAUUUUAAUGGAAGAACAGAUGAGUGCCGAAGGAAGUAAGGAAGAGAAGAAAGAAGAAAUGACAAGUGCCGAAGUGAUUAUUACGGAAAUAGAGAAGACGAAUGAAACAGAAAUGGAAAAGCCUAGCAAACAGAACGGUAGCGGGGAAAACCCUACGCAAGCGGAAUUUGCUGAAACGACGGAAGAGUUUACUGUACAAACUGAGACCAAUUUAAUGGAUGAAGUAACAGAAAAAUUUAUGACUGAGAAGGAAGAACCCAGUGAGGAACACAGCUCGGCUGAGGCACUUGAAGAAACGACUAGUGAAGUGGGGGUAGAUAAUAAACUCGAAAUGCAGGCAAUGCAAUCUACAGAGGUGCCCAAUGAAACUAAAGAAACACAGACAAGUCAUUCAAAGGAAGAAGUAGAGGAGCAAGCCAAUCUUCAAAACGAAAGUACUGAAGAAGAUGCCAGUGAGUCGAAUAAAAGUGACACAGUAGAGGCUGUUAGUCUUGCAAGUGAAAAUAAUUUCAGCGAAAAAGAUGACAGUGAAAAAGGGCCGACCGAAAGUUUCACAAAUGAAACCACUAAAACAGACUCAGAAGAUACUAAUGAAAAAGAAAGCAAAGAGAAAGAGUCCUUAGAAAAGGAUCAAACCAGCGAUCACAUUGUCACAAUCACUGCGGAUAUUAACGAUAUUGUUGCUGAGGAAACCAAUUAUUCUGUAACAAAACCAGAUUCCACGGAAUCAUACGACAGUUCAACAGAAAAAGAAACUACUGCUAUGGAAGAAGAUAAUGUGACGAAUGCUGCAAAUUUGCAACUUCAAUACACCAACGUACCAACAACAGAAAAGUACGUAACAACUGAAGAAGAAGAAGGAAGCAGUGAAGCAAUUGAAAUUGAAGUGACAACAAACCAGUCAGUCGAUCAAAGUAUUACAUCUGAAAAGGUUACGUCAGCAGAUGAGAAUGAAGAUGCAGAACCAGAAACUGCUACAGAUGUUACCAUUAUGAUUUCAGAUGAGAUAGAUAGUACGGAAUCUGAUGAAGAUCCUUAUAUUAAACUUGGGGAGUCUACCACAAAAUACACUGAAAAGCCAAUUAAGGAAGAUGAUAAUGGUAUGGAUGCAGAAGAAGACUCAUCAAGUGCUGAAGAAACCGACAUUGAGGUUACAUCGCCAACUUUACCACAGGUAAUACAGUUAGCUGUGUCGGAGCCGCCAAAGGCUGCCGAAGUGGCACCACCAAAAUUAGCUGACGCAGAGAGCGAAAAAGCGGUGGAAGUCAUUACAACCAAACCAGAAAUUGACAUAAAUACAUCCCAGGAGGCGGAAUUGCCUGAAACCACUGAACAUAUACCAAUCGAACAAACAAGCAAACCUAUUCAAACAUCUGUUACACAACAACGCCCGCAAAUAUCACAACUCAACUACAACUACCGUCCUGAUCCACAAAAUCCGCUGGAUGCAGGCGACCAAACCACUUAUAUCAUACCGAGAUUCCCCACAAUUCCAGUUCUCGCUGCAUUAUCAACACCCAUGGGAGGUGUGGCUUCUUCCACAUCCACCAGUUCCACCACUUCGACUUCCACUACUACUACAACUACAACUUCUACCCCCAAACCCACACCCACAACCACAACCACAAAGCGCGUACACACGCUGAAACCCGUCUCGUACUAUAAUAAACAAUCAGGCAUAAAUGCGGCAAAACCAGCCGAACCCACGAAAAUUAUACCCUACGCAGCCAGUACUACCCAGCAGCGUCCUAUGCAGCGACCAGCACAACUGAACAACUUGAUGGCCACCUCUACGCAGGCAACCCGACCACCAGUUAAAAUGGAACCCAGUCCUUCAAACUCGAAGGGACUCGAAGCAUCUAUAACCAACUUAGACGAAGAUCUGCAAUCCUUUGUCAAACUCUGCAAUGAAUUGGCAUUUAGUUAUUGGAAGUCCAUUACAUCGGAAAAGAUUAGUUCUGCACGCAGUUUGGUGGUAUCACCAUUUGCGCUAACCUCGAUGCUUUCAAUGGUUUUCCUGGGUGCACGUGGCAGCACAUCUGGCGAAAUGAAUGAAGUACUCAAAUUGGAUGACAUGGUCACCUUCAAUCCACAUUUAGUUUUCAGAAAUAUUACCGAUUCAGUAGAACAUGCCACUGAUAGCGACAUUGCGACAACAGCAUUCGUGCGCGAGAUAUUCAGCGAUCGCGCAAAUGGCAAAAUACUGCAAUUCUUCAAGGAGAAGACCCAACAAUUCUAUUCGGGCCAUGUAGAGGAAGUGAAUUUCCAUGUGGUAAACGAUGUAAUACGUCGCCGUACAAAUUUGCUCGUUAAACGCCAUACAAUGGGCAAAGUGUUGGAAUAUUUACGCACAAAUAGUCUUUGGGUUAACGGACCGCUGGCGACCAUUUCUGCUAAUCUUUUCCAAACAGACUGCAAACGCGGCUCUACACAAUUGACGGAUGGCGAAAUGUUCUUCCAAGUGCAUCCAUCGGUGCGGCAACGUCGUCUAAUACCUAUUCCUGCUGUUUUGUACAAGAGCGGUUUCACCGCUGGCUAUGAGCCCAAUUUGGAUUCAACAAUUGUAGCAUUCGGCAGCAUUCAAGAUACCGUAAGCAUAGUUUAUGUUAUGCCCGGCCAUCAGAGCACACUUUCGCCAGCAGAGAGUUUGGAGCGGCUUGAGCGAGAGCUUGUGGAACAGGCCUUUAGCAAGAAUGCUUGGAGUAAAAUACUCACUUCGUUGAUGGACCGUCCAGGCAUGGAGGUGCAACUGCCACGUUUCUCGCAUAGAUCUUUCGUAAAUGCUUCACUAGGCUUACAGAAAAUGGGGCUGAAAGGACUUUUUAAGUCAGAUUACGCCGACUUGCGUGGCCUUACUGGCUCUUCCAAUCGUGACAUUUAUCUCUCCGAUGUCAUACAAAUCAAUACCUUCAGCACUUGUGGUGAGGAGAAGAUUGCUGAUCAUCAUCACGUGGAAAUGUAUCCAGCACCACCGCUGCGUAAACGAAACAAAGACCUCGGAGCUAAUGACGAUGGUGCCUACGAUUCAUCCGAGGCUGUUAUCGAUUUUGGCUCGCUGGUACAUGACUCUGCGCUGGGACGUGGAUUCUAUGACGAUCUACUAGAUCCCAAAUAUCUUGAGCUGCCACUUUCGUUGCGACCACGACAAGCACGUGUACCCGAUGCGCCACGACUACGUUUCGACAAACCAUUCCUGUAUUUUGUGCGCCACAACCCAACCGGUAUUAUACUCUUCAUGGGACGAUUCAACCCACGACUACUGCCAUGAAGGAUUUAUGCUGAUAGCAGCCAUUCGUCAAGCUGUAGGCGCAUGCGCGAAUUUUUACGACUCAGAAGACUAAAAGAACGUUAAAAGAAAAAAAAAACCAAAUUGAAAAUGCUAUGCAAUUAAUUUUAUUUUAUGGCAUUUCAAUAUGAUUCGUAUGAAAAUUUUAAUGCCCGCGUGUCUGGUAACGUCAUAUUCGCAUUUUGUUUGCCUAUAUGCGAAGAUAAGCCAAACUAACAUUUUUGUUUAGCGAAUAUUUUCGUAAGUUGAACGAAUUUUUAGUGAAUUUUUUUUUUUUUUUUUAAUAUUUCGAAUAUUUUAUUUUAUUUUGAACAGUUAGCAUUUAGAUUCAAAUAAAUUAUAUUUAAUUCGAAUGUAGUACCGCACGACGAAGGUACCGUUGGCGAGAAUUGUUUUUGUUGUGCCUUAAUCACGAAUCACCCACACCCGCAACCGCUCCCGCAACAGCAUCCACACUACUUGUACACGUGCACACAUACACACACCCACACACGAGUGAUGGUUUUUGUGCACGGGUCAUUUGGAUUCGAGAUUGAUGCGCUACAUGCAACUUGAGAUAUUUGUACGCUAUGCUAAAUAUUACUUUUAGGUUACGAAAUAUAAUAAUUUUUCUAUGCACUUACUGUUAACAUAAACUCUGUUUUUUUGUUUUUAUUUUUACUUCUGCAUUUUAUUAUUUUUAUAGUAUUUGUAUUAUCGAAACCCACACACUAAACUAACUACUUUCAUUUCAUUAACUCAAACUUAUUGCAUGAAUUACAAAAAUGCGAACACAUAAAAAUAUUUUAUUAUUUACAAAACGAUGAAGUACGAAAUAAUGGUUUCUGUUUCGCUGAUAUACGUAGUAAAAGUUAUAGCAUAUACAUACAUACAUAUAUACACACGCAUAUGUAUAUACAUACAUUUAAGAGGCAUAUUUGAGAGUGUUUGUCCAUAAGUAAUCAUAUAGUUAUUUAAAUACGAAAUUAAAUGUACGUCGUUAAAAGAAGUUACAA
Messenger RNA from Anastrepha ludens (Mexican fruit fly), 9970 nucleotides. RefSeq names its product mucin-2. Lineage: Eukaryota; Metazoa; Arthropoda; Insecta; Diptera; Tephritidae. Gene Ontology annotation, molecular function: serine-type endopeptidase inhibitor activity. Bases 1239 to 8957 code for a protein of 2572 amino acids. The transcript has 6 exons. The record is from RefSeq and is a predicted model, not a curated record.